This is a messenger RNA of Caenorhabditis sp. 36 PRJEB53466, 597 nucleotides long. The record is from the annotation of a GenBank genome assembly. Lineage: Eukaryota; Metazoa; Nematoda; Chromadorea; Rhabditida; Rhabditidae.
AUGAGCAACUGCGUGAACUGCUGCAAGAAGAGCAGAAGCGCGACGGUGAAAGUGAUGACGCGCGCUCAAGUGCCGGCGCGGAUCCGAGCGGAUAAGUUGACGGUGACGAUCGCCGUGCUCUUCUCCUUCCUGCUCACGAUGGUUCUGCUCGGCGCGCAGACGAUCGCCGUCUCGACACAGACGAACACGUACAAGGAUUUGGAAUUCGUGACGCUCGGCGCCGAGGCGGUGGCCGAAAUCGUUCAGUUCGCAUGGUUCAUCUACGCGAUCGGAAAGCGGGAACUCAAAAAGAUGCACGUGGCGACGUACAAGGUGACGUGCAUCGGCCGUUUGUUCCUGUUCUCGAUCAGGUUCAUCGCCCACACCGUCUUGUUUGUCACCGUCGAACCGCCCGCCAACCUGCGCUUCAACAUCGUCGUCAACACCGCCUUCUUCGUCGUGAUCGGCGCUCUUCUGGCGUGUAAGUUGAGUGUUUAGAUGAUCCUCGAAAUGUAGAUAAUUUCAGUUCAACUAUAUCGAAUCGUCAAAGCGCUCAACCGUCUUCUCGACCUCAUCGCCAAGUACACCACUCCCACUCUCCACAAAACUCGACCAUGA